This is a messenger RNA of Aspergillus versicolor CBS 583.65, 2409 nucleotides long. RefSeq lists its product as uncharacterized. The transcript has 5 exons. Gene Ontology annotation, biological process: cell wall mannoprotein biosynthetic process; protein N-linked glycosylation. The record is from RefSeq and is a predicted model, not a curated record. Gene Ontology annotation, molecular function: alpha-1,6-mannosyltransferase activity. Gene Ontology annotation, cellular component: mannan polymerase complex. Lineage: Eukaryota; Fungi; Ascomycota; Eurotiomycetes; Eurotiales; Aspergillaceae. The coding region runs from base 1 to 2409 and encodes 802 amino acids.
AUGGCCACUCCGCUGGUCGGCACUGCCAUCAUCACAGGAGGAAAUGGGUCGCUCGGGUCAGAAAUAGCCAUCGCGAUUGCGAAAACUCAGCCAUACGUCCACCUGCUGCUCGUUGCGCGCGAUAUCAGAUCUGAGAACGUCAAAGAUGUCAGGGAACGGAUCCGACUGAUUGGGCCCCGGUCCCUCGAGUUUGUCAAGGUAGACCUCGCAAGUUUCAAUUCGGUCGUCAGCUUCUCCGAAAUCACAGUUGAGAGGGUCCAAAAUAAAGAAAUUCCUCCUGUGACAUUAUUGAUCAACUGCGCCGCCAUGUCGUCAUACGUCACCGAUCAGGUAACACGAGAUGGCCACGACCCUGUCUACCAAACGAACUGCAUCGCGCCAUUCUUAUUGACAGUCAGUCUUCUUGAGGCAUUCAGAGCAGGGGACGGCACCCCAAAUGGCGGCGCACGGGUGAUCAAUAUUGGAUGUUCUUCCAUGUCAGAGGGUACACUCGACUAUUUUGAGAAUCCAGAUCCAAAUGUGAGCAUAUGUCCGGGAACGCCGUUGGGCGUGAAAGAAGCGACCAAGCGCUUUGGAAGCAGUAAACUCCUAAUGAGUGCGGCUAUGUAUGCGCUGCGGCGAAGCUUGGUGUUGACCGGAAACAUUUCCCUCAACGUAUACACCCUUGAUCCAGGAGGAAUGACCAACGACGUCCACUCGGCAACUGCCGCUCCAUUGUCGGUGAGAAUGGCUCACCAAACACGAUCUGGGCUUCGACCGUUCCUGCGGGUAUUUUCCAAGAGCGCCAUCAACAAGGCUAGUGUUCCAGCCAAAGUGAUAUCGAAAGUUGCAUUCCAGCGCGACACAGUGGAGAACUGGGGCAGGGAACGGUAUUAUAUCUUGGACAGCGAGUACGAGGCCGGAUCCGUCAUUCCUGCGAUGCGAGACCACAAGCAAAUGGAUGCACUGUUAAAGAAGAUGUUGCAGCAGGUUGAGUCGCCAGAGGUCGCUCUUCUAACUAGGUGCUCUUCAAAAAGGUUUCAACCGCGCUCACAUCCUGCCUUUCGACGACGGAAACAACUUCUCCAGCGAAUUUGCUUGUUCGGCGGCAUCGCAUUCUUCCUCCUCAUCUUCAUUUCUCCCUCCUGGCGAGCUUCGAUUCUCCCCGCGCUAUCGUUCGGCCUUCUCUCCCCUUCAGACCACCUACAGAUACAAACGGUCCGAUAUUAUGAUCUUGCGAAAGUAAAAGGUUCCGCAAAAAGCUGGGAGCAUGGGGACCGAGUGCUUAUGUGCACGCCCCUUCGAGACGCAGCGUCCCACCUGCCGAUGUUCUUUUCCCAUCUUCGAAACCUCACAUACCCGCACCAUUUAGUAGAUCUCGCUUUUCUUAUCUCGGACUCAAAGGAUCGAACAAAUGAGAUGCUAUUGGAAAUGCUGGAAGAAUUGCAGCACGAUGAGGACCGCGAUAUUCCCUUUGGAGAAAUCUCAGUCAUUCAGAAGGAUUUUGGACAAGAGGUUAACCAGGAUGUGGAGAGUAGACACGGAUUUGCUGCGCAAGCUUCCCGCAGAAAGCGGAUGGCCCAGGCACGGAAUUGGCUACUAAGCGCAACUCUCCGGCCGACUCAUAGCUGGGUCUAUUGGAGAGAUGCAGAUGUGUUGACUGCACCGUCUACCAUUCUUGAGGAUCUUAUGAGGCAUGAUAAAGAUGUCAUUGUACCAAAUGUCUGGCGGCCAUUGCCCGAGUGGCUCGGUGGGGAGCAACCAUAUGACCUAAACUCCUGGCAGGAAUCGGAGACUGCUCUCGCCCUUGCGGAAACGCUAGACGAGGACGCUGUCAUUGUGGAGGGUUACGCUGAGUAUGCCACUUGGCGACCUCAUUUAGCCUACCUACGUGACCCCUAUGGGGAUCCCGACAUGGAAAUGGAGUUAGACGGUGUAGGUGGUGUCAGUAUCCUUGCGAAAGCGCAGGUAUUUCGUGCUGGAGUCCAUUUCCCAGCCUUUAGCUUUCAAAAACAUGCCGAAACAGAAGGAUUUGGCAAGAUGGCCAAGCGUAUGGGCUUCUCUGUGGUUGGCCUCCCUCAUUACACAAUCUGGCAUUUGUAUGAGCCGAGCGUGGACGAUCUCAAGCAUAUGGAGGAGAUGGAAUCCGAGCGAAAAGCCCGCGAGGAGGAAGAGAGGCAGCAAGCCGAACGUGCAGAGCGCACCAAAACCUAUUACAAAGAUACGAGGAUUGAGUCGGAAAUCGAUAAUGCAUUUGUCCGUGAGGCUGUGAAGGAAGAAGCUCAAGAUAUAGAGAUGCGCGAUUCGGAGAACAAGGAGCUGGACGAUGUUGAACUGGACGAUCUAGUGGGAGAUCAGAGCAAGUCUGACAACGCGCAGGUUGAUGAUCACAAGAAGUCUGCUCCUCAGAAGCCACAAGUUGACAACUAA